This is a messenger RNA of Chondrus crispus (carragheen), 171 nucleotides long. RefSeq lists its product as hypothetical. NCBI's taxonomy places the organism in Eukaryota, Rhodophyta, Florideophyceae, Gigartinales, Gigartinaceae. The coding region runs from base 1 to 171 and encodes 56 amino acids. The transcript has a single exon. The record is from RefSeq and is a predicted model, not a curated record.
AUGUCCUCACAUGAGUUCAUAUUGACCUUAUGUGACUCUUUAACCCCCUUUUUAUUAGCUGGUGUUACUGUACUAGGCUGUCAAAAGUAUUCAAGGACUGCUAUCCCGAUGCUACAGUUCUGUAUGCUAACCUGCGACGGCCUCAGACUGUACGUACCAUUUCAGCUGUGA